Labrus mixtus (cuckoo wrasse) is the source of this 3107-nucleotide messenger RNA. It is a transcript of the gene misp, whose product is annotated as mitotic spindle positioning. The transcript has 8 exons. The record is from RefSeq and is a predicted model, not a curated record. NCBI's taxonomy places the organism in Eukaryota, Metazoa, Chordata, Actinopteri, Labriformes, Labridae. The coding region runs from base 503 to 2746 and encodes 747 amino acids.
GAGUGCGUGUGUGUGUGUGUCGGAGUGGGCGGGGCCUCUGAUUGGACGAUAGGAGCUGAACUUUGUCUCUUCAGUUUGAGCGGCUGACAGGAAGCGGUGUGAGAGCCUGUUAGCAUAGCAUCAAAGCAAGAUGGUGGACGUUAAGUUUCGAAAGAUUUCUGCGUCAUCAGAGGGGCUGGAUGCACGACCAUUCAGAAACACUACCAGCUGACUGCAGACUGAGGCGGGGCCAUUUAUCACUCACACACUGAUGCUAACGUAAUGUUUUUACCAGCACUGAUGUUCAGGAACUCUUAAACUUUAAAGAUGUAACCUGAAGCUGUUGUUUCCAUAGUAACAGAGACUCUCUACAGAUGACCGUCAGGAUGUUGUAACUCGCUCUGCUCAGCGUCUUCCUCACACAGCCCCCCCUGCAGCGCCCCCUGCAGCGCCCCCUGCAGCCCCCCCUGCAGCCCCCCCUGCAGCACCCCCUGCAGCCCCCCCUGCAGCACCCCCUGCAGCCAUGGACAGCAUCCCUAAGAGGUGGGUGCUGAAGCCGCUGUCCCCGCUGCUACAACCUUCAGACCUGCGCUCCAUCGCAGGCCCUGCCCUCAGCCCCGCCCUAAGCCCCGCCCCUGACAUGGAAGAUCCUGUCCUCGGCUCUGACAUCAUCUCCAUCACACGCAGUCAGUCCUCAGUGGUUGUCUCCUCUCAGGGCGACCGCUUGAGGGAUGUGGUAGUUCAAGCGCGAAUGGUGGCGGUGUCUCAGGAUGGAGUCCCCACCAGUGAAGAGUGGCUUCCCAGUAGUCCCAGUAAUCCCAGCAGUCCCAGUAGUCCCAGCAGUCCCAGUAGCAGCUCAGGGUCUCAGUGUGGGUUCUACUCAUUCGUGGAGGAUCCAACCAGUCCUGAGGCAGAGCUGAAUGAAGCCUGGAUGAUCUCUGCAAAGCGGCAGACGCAGCUGGCCAUCCUGAAAGAAGAGAAAGGAUUUAAACUUCAGACCUACAGCAGCAGCAGGAAACCAGAGAGUCUGUUCUCAGAGAGUAACGCAGACUCCCCGUACAAAGUGGAUCCAAACAAUGGCGUCUCGGUCGUCCGGGAGGAAGAGGAGAGGCAGCUUCGAAUGGAGAUCAUUCGCAGGCAAGCACAGAAGAAGAGUCCAAUAUUCAAAGUUCCUCUGGAUGUGGAUCCCUGCAGAUCUGCAGACACCCUGAUUGAAGGAUUUAGUGUGAGCUACAGUCCUGUCACAUCCAGACCAGAUCCGCCAGGCCCUGCUGAGCCCGGAACCAUUGACAAGGAGCAGAUCAACUUCAGCACCGCCCGACAACAGUUCCUGAAGAUCGAGCAGGACCGACUGACUGCACUCCUCAACCCGCUCAGAUCCUUGAUAACACCUCAGAACAGGUCUCUGCUCAGAGACCCUGAAGGUCCAGCAUCAAAGCAGGAAGUGACCUGUGAUGUGGAAGUGAGCCAGGUUACUCUGAGGUUCAGACCCACAGAAGAAGAGGAGAGCUUCCCUCAGAGGAAGGUGACGAUGUACCGGACUGAGGACAGCCGGCAGAGCAGUGUGUUGGAUGACCUGGACUCAGGCCUGGAGGAUCUGUCUUUGGAGGUGUUCACUGACAGGUCCACGACUGAAACCCCGAUUGAAAGGGAAAUCCGGUUAGCUCAGGAACGUGAGGAGAACCUCCGCCGCUCUCGAGGCAUGAAGCCAAGCGACAGCAAAGCAGAGAUGAUCCAGAUCAGAACCAAACGUUUGCAGUCGCUACAAACUCCGCUCAGAGCCAAAGACAAGACCCGAGUCAGCUUUGUGUUCCAGCGUGAGAUCCAGAAAGAGAACCAGAGGGAGGAAGAGCCCCAGCAGCAGGGAGGACUCCUGGGUCGGUACAGUCUCAAUCCUCCACAGGAGGCGGGACACAUAAAGAGCGAGUUUGAUCAACAAGACGAGGUGGAGGGCUCAAAACCAAGACCUCCAUCUGAGUCUGAAGAAGUCUUUCCGUCUCCUUGCUGUCCUCACCGACAUCCGGAGGAAACCGAAUUCUACACCAGCAAAACCAGUUCAACGUCUUCUUUCCUCUCAGCAAGGGAUCGAACAACAUCUUCAUCCUCCCACUCCUCCCACUCCUCUCCAUCACUGACCUACCAGCAUGACUCCACCUCAACCACACCCCGGUCCUGGAGAGAGAACCUGGAGUCCACGGGCCUGCAGUCCAGGGGACAAGGAGCUCCAGAUUUCAUUGAGAAGGAGAUCCAGGAGGCCCUCAGGAGGGAGCAGGAGCUGAGGGAGCUGAGGGAGCUGAGGGAGUCCAGGGAGGAUCGACAGCCCUGCUCUCCAGCUCCUCUGGUGGAACAGGCUACCAAGAUAGCUGUCAGUCAGUUCUACCCUCCUCUAAAGACAGAUAAAACCAUCUCUUGGUCCUCUUCUUCUCCUCGUCCCUCUGCCCGUCUGCCGUUCAUCACUGCUCAGCCAUGGACCUACUCCCCUCCCUCCUCCUCCUCCACUUACCUUGUCUCCUCCACCCUCCCCGCCUCCUCCACCGUGGGGUUCCAGCAGGCCCCGCCUCCUCUUAGAGGACUCACAGAGACUCUUCUUCAGGACCUUGAGGAGAGACGAUUUCAGCUGAAACUGGAGGAGAGCACUUACGCAGGAAUCCAGCCGGUCGACGACGUCAACAACGAGGUCGUUGAGUCGACUCGAGUCAUUCGUCAUAAGAAUCUCAGAGCUUUGCGUUGGGAGGCCGGAGCGUUCACCAACCUGGAGGAUCAGUGAGGACCUGGAGGAUCUGGUCUCGGACGUUUCUUUGAUUUUCUGAUUCAGCUGACAUUAAAAUGUUUGAACUGGAACACUCAAACGACAGUAUUCUCCUGAUUGGUAUUCAAAGACUGCAUGGUUUCUCCUCGUCGAAUCAGCUGUGAGCUGCUUUGAGUGAAGCGUGAAGAGGAGCACUGUGUUUGACCUGCAGAUUGAUGAAGCUUUCUGUUUCUCUGAAUCAUCUGAAUCUGAUUGUUUUCAUGAUUUAAAGUGAAGAUUCAAAAAAUCAAAGAAAACAUUUUAUUAAGUGUCAGAUUACAAACUUGUGCACACUCCACUCUAAGAUGAACUUCAAUAAAUCAAUAUUGGUCUGAUACAA